Messenger RNA from Nelumbo nucifera (sacred lotus), 1644 nucleotides. RefSeq names its product tyrosine-protein phosphatase RLPH2-like. Gene Ontology annotation, molecular function: hydrolase activity. Lineage: Eukaryota; Viridiplantae; Streptophyta; Magnoliopsida; Proteales; Nelumbonaceae. The record is from RefSeq and is a predicted model, not a curated record.
UAUAAAGAGAAAAUGUUGUAGAAGAAUCACGUAAUCAUUUAUGGUCAUCAAACUAAUCAGUGGUUAUGGUAUGGGUUUACUACGAACCGCAGUAAACCUUACCAACCAGCUAUUGUCACCAUGCAGGGGUGGGUGGCUUUAAUCGGUCAAAACCCUUCCUAUUUUUCUUAUCAUGCCUUUCCUAUACCAUAGUUUUUUCCAUUUUUUCUUUUUCAUUCUGAACGAUUUUUUUGUCUUCUGACUAGACGUCCAUAUAAUAAUCCUUCUUGUCUCUCAUUGGUGAAAAGAUUCAAAAAUAAGUGGGGAUAGGUGUACAUCACCAAUUAACUCCUCCAAUCGGCUCUUCCAUAUAGGCGGAGGCUCCACUUCUCGUUUUUUCCACUUUCCUUCUUGUUUCCUUCUCAGUUGAAAACGAUUUUAGAGUCUUUUAGAGUUUAUUAGUAAACGUUACUUCGACCACUGCUGGUAUUAACAACCGAUCAGAUUGAUCGGUUUGAGCUUCCUGUUCGUAGUUUCGGGUUUUCACACGAACCUCUGAAAAUGGGAGAGCAAGGGAGACCGACAGAACCAGAAAUCUCCACGAACGAGAGGAUAGUCUGCUGCAUAGGCGACCUCCAUGGCCACAUCUCGAAGCUCCAGAAGCUCUGGUCCAAUCUCGAAACCGUAAUCAGCCCACCUUCAUUCCAGACCGCGCUGAUCAUCUUCUUGGGCGACUACUGCGACAAAGGCCCCGAUACUCGAAGUGUGAUCGACUUCUUGAUUUCACUCCCUUCCAGGUAUCCGAAGCAGACCCAUGUCUUUCUCUCUGGGAAUCAUGAUCUCGGCUUCGCUGCGUUUAUAGGGGUGCUCCCUCCACCGCCCGACGGAUCGACGUUCGCCGAGACGUGGAAGGGGUCCGAGCAGUACGGUGAGAAAGUAGGGUGGUAUAAGGGAGCAGGGUAUGAAAACAUGCAUCUUCAAGGGAGACUCUGGGGUGGCCCCGUUGACUCUAACGCUGCAUCUACAUUCCAGUCUUAUGGGAUUCCCUAUGGUUCUACAGACUUGGUUAAAGCUGUACCCGAAGAACACAAGAAGUUCCUGGCUGACUUGGUUUGGGUCCAUGAAGAGGAUGAUGUCUGCAUUGAGACUUCAGAAGGAAGGAAACACUACAAAUUGAUAGCUGUUCAUGCAGGUUUGGAGAAAACGAAAGGAGUCCAAGAACAGCUCAAGCUUUUGAGAGCCAGGGACACAAGCCAACCUAUGAUCGUUGCUCUCACUGGGAGGAGCAAUGUUCUAGAUAUCCCACAGGAACUAGUUGAUUGUCCAACACCAACAAUGUUGGUAAGCGGUCACCAUGGAAAGCUUGAGCUUAAUGGGCUUAGGCUGAUCAUCGAUGAAAGUGGUGGAAAAGAGAGAAAACCAUUGGCGGCCGUCGUGCUCCCAUCAAUGAUGGUCGUCCGAGACAUUUGGUGACAUAACACCUGGCCCUUAUGGGGGCUAAAGUGCUAAGCCCACGUCACCAACAGAUGUGAAUGCUAAUAGGUUGGAAAGUGAUUAGAAUAAUACAACUUAUUAGCACUCUCAAUUAAAGAUAUAUGAGUUGUGCAAGGGGGCAUUGGAGGAAGGGUUGUGAGUAGAUUGUAUCAAAUUUGAUCCAAUUACAUU